GAAGCGCAGUGACAAAGAUGGCUGCGCCCUGCAGUAGAAGUAGGGUAAAGUUAUGAUCGCGCAAAAGUGCAUUUUGGAGCAACAAAUUAUAAAAAUCCAACAAGUGGUGCUUGUUCCUGCAAGUCGCUGCUAGCUAAAUGAUUUGAAAUACGAGUUAAAACCAAACAAAUAAGCAUUCGGAAUGUGGGUUAAUAUUAGAAUGACCUGUGUGUGUUAUUGCUCGAGCAGUAUGGAGUGACUGAUUUCACUACUAAAUGUAUAAAUGAACAUUUGGUUAACAACAAACAUUUGCUUCGUUGCAAUUUUAUAUCAGACGUGUCGUUAUUUCUGGAGGGAUGUGACAAUGUGGAAUCAGUUAAAACGCAUAGGGUCACACUGUGUUAUUAGCAGUGUUUGGCACCAACACGAACUCUUUAGAAACUGUGCGCGUCUGUUGCGCUGUGUUUCCAGUCGUCUACGGGAGUUACGGGCGUUUUCAAAUGACUCCAAACGCACGCAUGACAGUGUGGACUCCUUCGCUAGCACCAGGGAUGUUAAUGGAAGCGGCUUGAGGGAAAGACCUCCUUGGAGAAUAUUGUUCUUUGGGACAGACGAAUUUGCCGUGGAGUCUUUGAAAGCGCUUACUUUGUCCAGAGACAGCAGCCCAAAAACAGUUGUGGAUACUCUUGAAGUUGUUACGUUGCCAGCCGUCAGCUCUAAAGAAGUGCCUGUGAGAAGGUUCGCAAGCCUGAAUCAGCUUCCCACCCGUGACUGGCCACACGUUGGCCCAUGUGAACAGUUCGAUGUGGGCGUGGUGGUGUCAUUUGGGUGUCUUCUACAAGAGGAUCUCAUCCUCAAAUUUCCAUAUGGCAUAUUGAACGUCCACCCCAGUCUUCUCCCCAGGUGGCGCGGUCCUGCUCCGGUGUUCCACACUGUUCUAAAUGGAGACACUGAGACUGGGGUCACCAUCAUGCAGAUUAGACCUAAAAGGUUUGAUGUGGGUCCAAUUCUAAUUCAGGACAAGUGUCUGGUUCAGCCUCAUUGCACAGCCCAGGAGCUUGGGGCGACUCUUGCCAAAAUGGGUGCAAAAAUGCUAAUUUCGACUCUGGAAAAUUUACCAGAAAGAAUACGGAAUAAAAAGGAACAGUCAAAGCAAGGGGCGACUUUUGCUCCUAAGAUCAGUGUGGGUAUGAGCUGGGUAAACUGGGAGGACCAAACCUGUGAUCAGAUUGGGCGUCUGUUCCAGGCAAUCGAAACCAAGAUCUCAUUGAGAACGCUAUGGAUGGGAGUCACAAUAAAACUGCUGGAUUUUGUAGGAAAGAAUGAAAUUCCAGUUGUUUCAGAAUCUGAACAGCAAAGAAAACCAACACCUGGGUCCUUAUUGUAUCACAAGGAGUCAAACACACUACUGGUUUGCUGUAAGGAUGGCUGGGUGGGGUUCAAAGCAGUGAAAUUGAAGAAGAGGCUUUCAGCAGCAGAUUUCUACAAUGGCUAUCUCCACCAGUAUUUUCUAAAAAAACCAGAAAGGCAGCAAAAAGAGUGUCUCUUCCAAACGUACAAACCAGAACAGAGAGACGUGAAAAAAAGAAAGCUGCACCAGCAGGUGUAAAACAUGCCGCGCACCGAGAGGAGGGACCUUUUAGGAGUGUAGCGCAGGUAACUACGCAAAGAGUUAACGGCGCUGAAAAUUAAAUAUUUUUUACAAAAACACCAUGUCUGCUUGUUUGUAAUACAGAUAUGCAAAUUGGAAACACACGCAUGUAUUAAUUAUAUUUAUUUUUUUUAUUAAAUAUUUAGUAGCAACAGACAAAAUAAAGAACUUUACAAUGUUCUUGUGAUGUACA
Polyodon spathula (Mississippi paddlefish) is the source of this 1823-nucleotide messenger RNA. Its product is annotated as methionyl-tRNA formyltransferase, mitochondrial-like. Gene Ontology annotation, molecular function: methionyl-tRNA formyltransferase activity. Gene Ontology annotation, cellular component: mitochondrion. Gene Ontology annotation, biological process: biosynthetic process; conversion of methionyl-tRNA to N-formyl-methionyl-tRNA. Bases 263 to 1588 code for a protein of 441 amino acids. The transcript is spliced from 9 exons. The record is from RefSeq and is a predicted model, not a curated record. Lineage: Eukaryota; Metazoa; Chordata; Actinopteri; Acipenseriformes; Polyodontidae.